Messenger RNA from Aricia agestis (brown argus), 1490 nucleotides. Its product is annotated as PR domain zinc finger protein 10-like. Gene Ontology annotation, molecular function: DNA binding. The coding region runs from base 11 to 1282 and encodes 423 amino acids. Lineage: Eukaryota; Metazoa; Arthropoda; Insecta; Lepidoptera; Lycaenidae. The transcript has 7 exons. The record is from RefSeq and is a predicted model, not a curated record.
UCUGCACAAAAUGAAGUGUUGGAACAAAAUAUCUUUUCAGUCAGAUUAUUAUAAACAUCCAUUUUCAUGGUUUUUUGUUUCGAUAUACCAGACCGGCCAUCUUCUCGAAUCAGGUACACAUGAGACUCAAGCCUGGAUUUGGGAAAACUAUGAUAAAAAAAUACAAAUUGAUAAACCACUUUUCCGAUGUAAGAAGUGCAAAAAGUUUAUUGAGAAAAACAACAUGAUGAAUCAUAUUACGAGUACUCAUCCCAAUCUAUUGAAUAGUAAGCUGGACAAUAAAGUUGUAAUAGAAGACUUAAAAAAUAAGAGAGGAAAACGUAAAAGUCGGCGCUGGGUUUGGGAACACUUCGAUAAACUAUCAGAUACAACACUCCGGUGUAAACUGUGCAAGGAGUCAAUUAAGUACGCUUCUAAUAUGUUUCGACACAUGCAAAGGAUUCAUGCCGAUAUUUACAGCACUAAAGUUGAUAAAAAAAUUGCGAAGAAAAAAGACAAGAAGACACCAACUUCACGAAAACGGGGAAGGCCUCGCCAGAGUUGGGUGUGGAGAUACUAUGCGUGCAACGGAAGCCACGCUGCUUGCAAGCUCUGCAAGAAGGUGGUUCAGCUCCCAAAAGACUCCAGUACCAGCAACCUCAUUAAACAUCUCAUGAGGUUACAUAACGAGGUCGUUAAUAAAGGUAAACGUAGAAGUCGGCGUUGGCUAUGGGAGCACUUUGAUAAGAUAAAUGAUACAACACUUCAGUGCAAGCUGUGCAAGCUGCCGGUGAAGCAUUCCACUAAUAUGUUGCAGCAUAUUAGGCGGAAACAUUCCGAUCUUUACAAAACUAAAGUGGAGGAAAAUGUUGUAAUCGAAAAAAUUAAGAACAAACCUCUGCCACGGAAACGUGGUAGACCACACCGGAGUUGGGUGUGGGCAUAUUUUGUCCGCACUUCAAAAAAUCGCGCCACUUGCAAGAUCUGCGACAAGGCUAUAUGCUCCAGCUUCAGCACAACUGGUAACCUUAUUAUCCAUCUGAAGAAAGUUCAUAAGAAGGACGCAGGUUGGAUCUGGUUAGUCUUUGAAGAAGAAGAUGACAGUGACAAAUAUUCGUGCAGAAUAUGCAGCUUCAAAUGUACUAAGACUGAAGAUAUGAAGAACGAUAUUAAGACAAUAUGUGACCACUUGAAAACAGAACACGGCCUGGAGUCGGGUGACCAAGUAUCUACGGUUCCUGAUGAUAAAAAUAAAGUAGUUAUAAAGCAUAUUAAAGAUGGAAGCGAUCAAGAUAGUGAAUAAUGGAAAAAAGCCUCGGGCUUUCGAGAGAUUUGUUGACACAUUCAAUUAAAUACGUUUAAAUUGAUGCUAUUUUUCAUAUAUUAUAUUUUAUUACGAAAAUGUUUUAACGAUUAUGAAUAACAUCACUGAUGUCAAGCGGAGGUUCCGUAUCUCUAUUUUACCAACCUAAUUAAUUGUAACGGAACUCCGCUUAUGAAAUAAUACUACA